Messenger RNA from Zalophus californianus (California sea lion), 3459 nucleotides. RefSeq lists its product as uncharacterized. The record is from RefSeq and is a predicted model, not a curated record. The transcript is spliced from 2 exons. The coding region runs from base 1 to 711 and encodes 236 amino acids. Lineage: Eukaryota; Metazoa; Chordata; Mammalia; Carnivora; Otariidae.
AUGCCUGGAACACGCAGCGGCGAGUACGCACAUCUGGCGGCCCGCCCGGACGGCUCCGUGAGCGCGGCGAGGGUGGCCCGCUUUCAUACCCUUUGCGCCCCUCUAAUAACCAGUCCCGCGACCCCUGCGCGGGUCACCGAUCCGCGCGCCCAGCCUCCGGCUGCGAAAGAACUCUGGCCGAACUUCUCCCAGCCGAAGCUGCUCCUCAGCGCUUCGGAAAGUUUCUCGCAAAGAACUUUCUCUUUUGACUUGGGGCGCGAAAGGGUCCCGGUGACCGAGAGGACGGACCACGGCUCCUCCGCCGGCUUCGGAGCCCUGCUCCUCUCCGCCCUGGGCGCCUGCUUACCUCUCCCGGAGCGGGCGUGGGGAGCUGGGUGCGCGGGGGUGGCCGAGGCUCUCCGGCUAGCUAUCCCGCUCAUCCUUCGCUUCGUGCCGGGCACCGCCGUUCCCGGGGCCAGCCUUCCCGGGCCCAGCGGAGAGGCCCACCGAGGCCGGGUGCCGGCGGGAGGGCUGCCCCAGGAGCCGGACCGAAUGAAUGGGAAAGGGACGGGCGAGCGGGGGUCGCGGCCGCGGCCGCGGCCGCUGGGGGUCGCCCUGCGCACCCUGGAGCGCUGCGCCGCGGGACCGCGCGGGAGCCUGGAGCGAAAGUUAGUUGGGAUAAGUUUCGAGGUGGCAAGCACUCGUGUUGCUGUCCUGGGGCGGACGGCGUAGAGGGCUCCCGGCACAGGCUGGUGUCCAACCCCUGGGCGGGAGACUUCUUGUCCCAAGGCUCUCACACGGUUUUCUCGCGUACCUGUGACUCUUCCUCCGGCGGGGUCCGCGGGUUUCUCUGCCGUUCGUCUACGGAGACCCACCUUGGAGGAAGCAAGGGUGCGAGACCGGUGCAGAUAAUUGAGAGAAUGCCUUUGUGGUCUAGUGGCCGGGACCCUGAGAGCUUAUACUGAGCUUCGUGUCUUCGAGCCUCAGUUUCCCCAAGUGAGAGAACUAGGGCGCACAGGGCCCGUGCUGGCUGCCUCUGCCUGUUUGGAAGCACCAAGUGGUAGUUGGACCCGAUAACCAUUAAGGUCCUCUCUGAAAGAAGUUUUUCAGGUUCCAGGGCGAUGUAACUGAAAGAAAGGGAGCCGGUGAGGAGACGUGAAUGACUUGAGUGAGGGGGUCUCUGUCUAAUGUCACUGACCAGCUUCGGAGGCAAUGAAGGGGAGGGGACUUAUGGGGCAUGUCUUCCCUUCCUAACGUUCUUUCCAUUGCAUGGUUCUCCUGUGCUCCCCCACACCCCAUUUUCAUUUCAUCUACUUACUUUCUUUCCUCCUUACCAUUUUCUUUUCCCUAAUUUUAUUACCGAGAUCACAUAUACAUCCUUACAAAUAGAGGUGUUGCUAAACCCUUGAUGGAGCCAGGGGGGAGGAAAUGCGGGGUAGAACAUUCGGGUGGUCUCCCCCCAAUGCACCUAGUUCAGUGUGGGUGACAGUCCCACCUGCUGGGGGGGAGCUCCCCAUCUUUAAAUGAAGGAGAAAUUGUUAUUACUGCCCUUCUUGUUUUGUAUUUAGUAUUUGGUAUAGAAUAAUUCUACAACAUAUAAACUCUUGCUUUGAAGAUAUCCUGGACAAAGACGAGGGUGGCAGAGGGGUUUGUGGUUGUUAUCAUCUGGAUGGUUUCAGAGACGUGAUGGGUAACAUUCCAGGCUGGCAGUGUGGAUAGGAUACAGCACCCAGCACCUGUGGCAGCUGUUGGAACCUUCCUAUCCUUUCUGUCUUAACCCCCUCACCCCCCAUCUCCCUCUUGGCCCUUUCUCUCCAUUGUUCUCUUUCUUCUGUACGCCCUCCCUGUCUCAGUCCUGUCAAAGCCUCCUCUGUGGUGGAUACCAGGUUACUAAGACUGCUAACCCCUCAUCUCCCUGGCCAGUGGCUCUAUUCUUCCUGUGCCUUAUUGGUUCGUCCUAUCAGUGUUGGAUCUUUGUUGAUGAUGAAGCAAAAUGAGCAGUGGGUGAGUGGUCGACAGCUUGGCUAGGGCUGGGCCACUGACCCGCUUUAUGGCCUCGGGCAAGUCACUACCUUCCUAGAUCUCAUGUUAAUUGCAAAAUGAAGAUCUGACCUACGUGCCUCUAAUAUCGGGCGUUCUAUCCCUUUAUGUAGAGCCCAUGAUUUCUUCUCUUUUCAUUUGGCUGGGCACAGAACAGCGUCAAUGGUUCCAAGUGUUACCCAGCCUAGGAAGGAGGAAGUACAUAGUCAGGACACCAGAGAAACUAGAAAUGGUUUCAUGUGUGAGAACUGAUUAUUUCUCAGCUACGUAAGAGCAGUGGAAACAAGCUUUUGCCAGCAAAUAUAUAGUGGGGUAGAAUUGACCUGGUGUGUUGGGAGCCCAGGGUCAACCAAAGUGCAAAAGAAGCUGUGAAUGACCCGAAUUUCAUUAGGGUUCCAGUUGAUUCCUGAUUAAUGGGGCUAACUUGCAUUGACAACAACAUUCUGAGUUCCCCCUGAAAUGGGGAAAGUGGAAUCACAGUAAUAAUGGGUAUCCAGCCCGUGUAUAAAUCCACCUUUGUGACUCUUGUAUGAUCUUGACCACCCUGUGAGGGAAUGGGGGCGGGCAAUAUUGGUCUCAUUUUACAGAUAGACUGAGGCCCAGAAAGCGUGAGAAGGUUGUCAAUGGGGGCUCAGCUUGUGAGUGGUAGUGAUGAGCCUGUUUCUGAAGCCCCAGCAUUACACCAACGGUUUUUAGAUAGGCCUGGAAAAAGACCAAUAUAGGAAGUUAGUGAAAGACCAGUAUCGGCUUCGUAUACUGUGAGAUGUUUUACGAGCAGCACUUAGGUGAAGAGAUGAAAAUUAAAAGUGAAAAUUCAACUUAGUUGUAGCUACUAGGAAAUAAAAUCUGGGAGUUGAAUUUCCAGUUAAAGAAAUACACGAGUGAAGUUUCACUUUCUUGAAAAUGAUGAAACUGCCAAAGAUAUGACAUGGUUUCUGAUUGGAGAUGAUGAAGCAAAAGCAAAAUGCAGGUUCUUUGUAGCAAGUCUGGACAAUUUUAAGAUCAGUGUAGAAAGCCAACUCAGAAAAUCCCCAAACAGAUUUUUUUUAUUCAACAAGGGGGAAUGUUGGCGGGUCUCAACUUUCAGAAAAGUUGUCUGAAGAUUUAACUUCAUUUUCCUUGUAGGGACACAGCCUGAGUCUGGGCUGAAUCAGACCUUAAGAGAAUGAGUCAAGAAGUAACUAGAAAGUUAUCUCAAGAAAUUAAGCUGUAGCAGAAUGCAGAGAAAACUCCAAAUCUCUACAGAUGCAACUGCUUUCCUUUGUGAAAGGCUUUUUAGCAUUUUUACAACCCAUUUCCAUCCCCAAGUAAGCCCACCCAAUGCUUGUCAUAAAAACAUUCCAUACCACUGACAUUGGAACAGCUGACUUUAAAGUAAGAAGGAAUAAAACCAGUCCCAGGGCGCCUGGGUGGCUCAGUCGUUAAGCGUCUGCCUUCAGC